Messenger RNA from Aspergillus ruber CBS 135680, 645 nucleotides. Its product is annotated as U4/U6-U5 snRNP complex subunit SNU23. The record is from RefSeq and is a predicted model, not a curated record. Gene Ontology annotation, molecular function: zinc ion binding; nucleic acid binding. Gene Ontology annotation, cellular component: U4/U6 x U5 tri-snRNP complex; spliceosomal complex. Bases 1 to 645 code for a protein of 214 amino acids. NCBI's taxonomy places the organism in Eukaryota, Fungi, Ascomycota, Eurotiomycetes, Eurotiales, Aspergillaceae. Gene Ontology annotation, biological process: mRNA splicing, via spliceosome. The transcript has a single exon.
AUGAGUAAACAACCCACUGUCACCCCGUCAAGCGACACCGCCUUCCGCAAAACCUGGGAUCGCGAAGAAUAUGCCAAAAAAGCCGCCGACGACGAAACCCGCCGCAAAGAAGAAGGCAAAGCGCGCUACGAAGCCAAACUCCUCGGCAAGAAAUGGCACGCCCCAGUCGACUACUCCACCCUCGAAGCCACAACCUCGCGCAAGAACCGUCUCGAUGUUGCGUCAAUGGUUGGCAAGACUACGAUUGUCCCCAGUGGUUCUGCGGUGGGCAAACGGGGUCGCGGGGCGGGGUUCUACUGUGCGGACUGCGAUCUUACGUUUAAGGAUAAUUUGCAGCUCGUGGAGCAUUUGAAUAGUAAGCAGCAUUUGGUUGCGACGGGGCAGAGUGGGGAGGUUGUGCAGGCGGGUGUGGAAGAUGUGAGGUUGAGGUUGAGGAUGUUGGCGCAUCAGAGGAGGGCUAGGGAUGAGGAGGAUAGGCGUGUUUGGCAGUUGGAUUUGGGGGAGAGAUUGAAGGAGAGGGAGGAACAGGAUGCUAAGGAGCGAGAGGAGAAGAGGCGCAAGCGAAAUGAGAAGCGUCGGAAGGGUGGUGAUGGUAUCAAGCAGGAGGAAGAGAGCUGGGAAGGGCGACUGGGAAUUAUCGCAUAA